AAGAUACGGAGUACUCGAUAGGAGUACAAAUUACUCCGUACAAAAUAAGCACCCACGGCAGUUUACUGCAGAUUCAUGUUCUUGUGGUCCACAAUCGAAUCAUCUUUUGCGAGUAAAAAUUACACCAGCUAGCCCGCAGGAAACCGAAAUCCGGCCGGAGAUGGUAUUGGGGGAAUUAGGAGGGGGCAUAGCCCGCGCAAUCCAGAGCGUGAACAGGGCGACAAUAGUCAACGACCAAGUAUUGACCGACUGCCUCAACCAAAUCAGCCGAGCUCUUCUUCAAGCAGACAUUCAAUUCAAGCUUGUUCGUGAUGUGCAGGCCAAUAUCAAGUCCGGUGUCGACCUCCACAACCUACCUGCAGGCCAUAACCUGCGCAAAAUCAUUCACCAGGCAAUAUUUAAGGGACUCUGUAACAUGAUGGAUCAUGGCAAGCCUUUUUUCACUCCAAAAAAGGGGCAAACAUGUGUCGUUAUGUUUGUUGGUUUGCAGGGUUCUGGAAAGACAACAACGUGUACAAAGUACGCGUAUUAUCAUCAGAAAAAAGGCUGGAAACCUGCCCUGGUAUGUGCCGAUACUUUCAGAGCAGGAGCUUUUGAUCAGCUCAAGCAAAACGCAACAAAAGCUAAUAAGAUUCCCUUCCAUGGGAGUUAUACCGAACCCGAUCCCGUGAAGAUUGCGGUGGAAGGUGUGGAGAGAUUCAAGAAAGAAAAUCGUGAUCUCAUUAUUGUUGACACCAGCGGGCGCCACAAACAAGAAGCUUCUCUCUUUGAAGAAAUGCGCCAAGUUUAUGAGGCAACCCAGCCAGAUCUGGUUGUGUUUGUCAUGGAUGGAAGCAUUGGUCAAGCUGCGUUUAAUCAAGCUCAUGCUUUUAAGCAAACUGUUGAGGUUGGAGCUGUUAUUGUCACCAAAAUGGAUGGCCAUGCAAAGGGUGGUGGCACUCUUAGUGCCAUUGCAGCAACAAAGAGUCCCGUUAUAUUCAUCGGAACAGGAGAACAUGUGAAUGAUUUUGAAGUUUUUGAUGUCAAGCCUUUUGUUAAUCGCCUUCUAGGGAUGGGAGACCCAAAUGGAAUCAGGGACAGGUUUCAAGAGGCUGUUCCGGUGGAUCAACAACCUCAAUUUCUGCAAAAACUCUCAGAAGGAAAUUUUACAUUGAGAAGUUUUUAUGAGCUAUUGCAG
Cuscuta epithymum is the source of this 1177-nucleotide messenger RNA. The record is from the annotation of a GenBank genome assembly. Lineage: Eukaryota; Viridiplantae; Streptophyta; Magnoliopsida; Solanales; Convolvulaceae.